Molecule: messenger RNA, 2078 nt
Organism: Danio rerio (zebrafish)
Lineage: Eukaryota; Metazoa; Chordata; Actinopteri; Cypriniformes; Danionidae
Gene: ptgs1
Product: prostaglandin-endoperoxide synthase 1
Biological process (GO): prostaglandin biosynthetic process; response to oxidative stress; cellular oxidant detoxification
Cellular component (GO): endoplasmic reticulum membrane
Molecular function (GO): prostaglandin-endoperoxide synthase activity; heme binding; peroxidase activity
Source: RefSeq, marked provisional
UUUAUUUAUUUGCAGCUUUUUCUUUCGUGAACACCACUUUUGAAGACGUUGUUGUUUUUUAAUUAUAUAUAACAGGCCUGUAUAUAUUUUAAUCAUAAUUAUUUUUGUGUUCAAAACUACAAUGAGAGAGUGUAACUUUUUGCUGAAGUGGACGGUGAUUUUGCUGCUGAGUGUGUCCUUUUGUGCUGGUGAAGAAAGCCCGACUUCAUCAAACACUGCGAAUCCUUGUUGCUAUUACCCUUGUCAAAACCAAGGGAUCUGUGUUCGAUAUGGCCUGGACAGAUAUGAAUGUGACUGCACCAGAACGGGCUACUAUGGAGAAAAUUGCACUAUACCUGAGCUCUGGACGCGGGUCUAUCGACUCCUGAAGCCCAGUCCGAAUGUUGUCCACUACAUCCUCACUCACUUUGACUGGUUAUGGGACCUCAUCAACAGGUCGUUCCUCAGGGAUUGGCUCAUGCGGAAAGUGCUCACAGUAAGAGCCAACUUAAUCCCAAGUCCUCCAACAUACAAUUCCAGAUAUGAUUACUUGAACUGGGAGGCUUAUUCCAACAUCACCUACUACACCAGAAUCCUACCGCCGGUCCCUAACGACUGUCCUACACCCAUGGGAACCAAAGGAAAAAUUAAGCUUCCAGACCCUAAACUUCUGGUUGAGAAAUUCAUGUUAAGGCGGAACUUCAGACUGGACCCUCAGGGAACGAAUUUGAUGUUUGCAUUUUUCGCUCAGCACUUCACACACCAGUUUUUCAAGACUCACAACCGUGUGGGGCUCGGGUUCACAAAAGGUCUGGGUCACGGAGUGGAUGCUGGACACAUUUAUGGAGAUUCUCUUGAUCGCCAGCUGGAACUGCGGUUGCACAAAGACGGGAAGCUGAAGUACCAGGUGCUCAACGGUGAUAUUUACCCCCCGACGGUGCGGCAUGCACAGGUCAAAAUGAGUUACCCUCCAUCAGUCCCUCCAGAGCAGCAGUUGGCAAUCGGGCAGGAGGUGUUCGGGCUGCUGCCAGGGCUCGGCAUGUACGCUACCUUGUGGCUUCGUGAGCACAACCGUGUGUGUGAAAUCCUGAAACAAGAACAUCCAACCUGGGGUGAUGAGCAGCUCUUCCAGACCGCCAGGCUCAUCAUUAUAGGUGAGACCAUUCGUAUCGUAAUCGAAGAGUAUGUGCAGCAUCUGAGCGGCUACCGGCUGAAGCUGCACUUUGACCCCACGCUGCUCUUCAACUCACAGUUCCAGUACCAGAACCGCAUUGCAGUGGAGUUCAAUCAACUUUACCACUGGCACCCGCUCAUGCCUGACAGCUUCUACAUCGACGGAGACCACAUUCAGUACUCAAAGUUCAUAUUCAACACAUCGAUCCUCACACAUUAUGGCUUGGAGAAGCUGGUGGAGGCCUUCUCAAUACAACCCGCAGGACAGAUCGGAGGGGGUCAUAACAUUCACCCAGUGGUGUCCGGAGUUGCUGAGAGGGUCAUCGUUGAAUCGAGGGAGCUUCGACUUCAGCCGUUCAAUGAAUAUCGCAAGAGAUUCAAUCUGAAACCCUACACAUCCUUCGCAGAAUUGACAGGAGAGCAGGAAAUGUCUAAAGAGCUGGAGGAACUAUACGGACAUAUUGAUGCUAUGGAGUUCUACCCAGCUCUUCUGCUAGAGAAAACACGACCUGGUGCGGUAUUUGGUGAAAGCAUGGUGGAAAUGGGGGCCCCUUUUUCCCUAAAAGGCCUCAUGGGAAAUCCUAUCUGCUCCCCAGACUACUGGAAGCCCAGCACAUUUGGAGGCAAGACAGGCUUCGAUAUAGUAAACUCUGCUACUUUAAAGAAACUGGUGUGCCUUAAUACGAAAUGGUGCCCGUAUGUGUCUUUCCACACUCCCCCAUCAGAUUAUAAACCACAGAGGACAUCUCACGGCGAACUUUAGCAAAACGUCUGUCUGGAAUCCCGCUGAAAACACUGAACACAAAUAAAUAAGAAAUUCAAAAGCGCAAACAAGUUGUUUGUAGCAAGGUGAUUGAAGUGUAUAUUUUUGUAAGAGGUUACACUUUAUUUUAAGUCACAUUAAAUACUGUGUGCUUACAUCAAAA